Molecule: messenger RNA, 932 nt
Organism: Orbicella faveolata
Lineage: Eukaryota; Metazoa; Cnidaria; Anthozoa; Scleractinia; Merulinidae
Product: adenosine receptor A2a-like
Biological process (GO): G protein-coupled receptor signaling pathway
Cellular component (GO): plasma membrane
Molecular function (GO): G protein-coupled receptor activity
Source: RefSeq, a predicted model, not a curated record
CAAAGAAAGCAAAAUCACUGCGAGGAAGAUCUUCUUUGAGUUGGGAGUUAACCAUGUCAAAGAUCGUGAUCGUUUUCUAUGUCAUAAACGCGCUUCAAGCAAUGAUAAUUCUAGCCGGGAAUGCAUUCACCAUAUACGUGUUCUGGUAUCGUAGGAACAACCUGAAACGGACAGGUCUUCUCCUGAUUAAUCUUGCAGUGAUAGAUCUUCUUGUAGGAGUGGCGACGUUCAUUGAAAUAAGUCCACAAAUCCUACAGAAAGAUACCAUUGAACCAAUACACUAUGACGAUCCCAUUUCAGUAUUUCAGGUUUUGUGUUCAUGCUCAUCCGUGAUUUGUCUAGUCGCAGUUUCUCUGGAGCGCGCUUACGCAGUUUUGAAGCCGCUUCGUCAUCGAGCUGCAAGCACUCAAGCGUACAUCUUGAGUAUUGUUUUUGUUUGGGUUGGAGGACUGGCCAUGGCUUUAGUCUACACCUUGGAAAUGUUUCAACUGCUCCCUACCAUCUAUAGCACGGUUAUUCAAGACGUGGCACUGGUGUCGGCAUUUGUUGUCGUCGUUGCCGCUUACAUGGCGAUACAUACUCGACUAAAACUUACUGUGCCUUCACUUGAAGCUCACAAUCGACAUUCAGCGGAACAAAAUGCCAAGCUCUCUCGCACUUUAUUUUUUGUGAUAGCCGUGUCACUCUCACUUUGGCUUCCUUCCAUUGUGUUGUAUACUAUAGAUGAUUUUUGCCCUGACUGUACGUUGCCAGAAGUACUGCUGUUCAUCUCAAGAGUGUUACAUCUGACGAAUUCCAUGAUCAAUCCAGUUGUGUACAGUUACCGAAUGCCAAUGUUCAAAGAAUCUAUGAGGAAAUGCCUCACAAAAUGCAGCGUCAACAACAAACGUGACAUGAGCGAAGAGUCAACCCACAAGAUAAACUCAACAUAG